Eucalyptus grandis is the source of this 2220-nucleotide messenger RNA. RefSeq names its product U-box domain-containing protein 38. The transcript has a single exon. Gene Ontology annotation, biological process: protein ubiquitination. The coding region runs from base 170 to 1795 and encodes 541 amino acids. Gene Ontology annotation, cellular component: nucleus; cytoplasm. Gene Ontology annotation, molecular function: ubiquitin-protein transferase activity; protein binding. The record is from RefSeq and is a predicted model, not a curated record. NCBI's taxonomy places the organism in Eukaryota, Viridiplantae, Streptophyta, Magnoliopsida, Myrtales, Myrtaceae.
GAGAAAAGCACCGCGAACGGCUGACGGGAAUCUCCGAACUCCGCCGCCGCCGCCGCCGCCUCCGCCAUUGUCCUAUCCUCCCAAACCCUCCUCAGCUCCGGCCGCCGCAUCCCUCUCUUGAGCCCAUUCAUUCGUCCUCCCGCCGCCGUCGCCUCCCGCCUCCCGAGCAAUGGGCGGCGGCAACGGAAGGCGGCGCCGCUGGAUUCCCUCCUUCGGCCGCUCCUCCUCCUCCGCCAGCAACUCCUCCGCCGCGAAGGACCCGCCGCCGCGGGAGUUCCUGUGCCCCGUCACCGGGUCCCUCAUGGCGGACCCCGUGGUCGUCUCGUCGGGCCAGACCUUCGAGCGGGUCUGCGCCGAGGUGUGCCGGGACCUGGGGUUCGCGCCCGCCCUGGACGACGGCGCCCGGCCCGACUUCGCCGCGCUCAUCGAGAACCAAGCCCUCAAGAGGGCGAUCCUCAACUGGUGCGACAAAUCGGGGUCCCCGCCCCCGCGGCCGCCGGACUACGGCUCCGUCGAGAGCGCCGUGCGGUCCAAGAUCGCCGCCGAGGACGCGGAGAAGGUGGGGCCGAUCCCCGUGAUUAGGGAUUCGGAGAAGGAGCUGCUGAGGGGAGUCGCGGAGAACCCGCCGAUGAUAUACUCGCACGCGGUGAGCGCGGUCGGUCCCCGCGUCAACCACUUCUACUCGAGCUCGUCGGAGGAAUCCGUGGUGCUCCCGGCGACCCCGGAGACGCCGUUGCCGCUGACCACGAGGCCCUCCUGCUUCUCGCCGUGGAGCUCGUCGGAGAUCGUGGAGGGCGAGACCUCGGGCUCGGCUCCUAAUCCGGAGGAGGAGAACCUGCUGGCGAAGCUGGAGAGCGCCGAGCUUCUGGACCAGGAGCAGGGCUUGCUCUUGCUGCGGAAGAUCACGAGGACGAAGGAGGAGAGCAGGAUUUCCCUGUGCACGCCGAGGAUGAUCGCCGCGCUCAAGCCGCUCCUGGCCGCGCGGCACGACGCGGUGCAGGUAAAUGCCGUUGCUUCGCUGGUCAAUUUGUCGCUGGGGAAUGGGAACAAGGUGAAAAUAGUGAGGUCCGGCGUCGUGCCCCCGUUGAUCGAUGUGUUGAAGGGAGGUUGUGUCGAAGCGCAAGAGCAUGCUGCGGGCGCAUUGUUUAGCUUAGCUUUGGAGGAUGAUAAUAAGAUGGCGAUUGGAGUCUUAGGUGCUUUGCCGCCUCUUUUACACGCGCUUAGAUCGGAGAGCGAGCGCACGAGGCAUGAUUCGGCGCUUGCUCUGUAUAAUCUGACUCUGGUGCAGACCAAUAGGAUCAAACUGGUGAAGCUUAAUGCGGUGUCGGCUCUGUUGGGGAUGCUGAAAUCUAGGAACUUGGCCAACCGGGUAUUGCUCAUUCUGUGCAAUCUGGCUGCCUGCGUGGAAGGAAGGUCGGCCAUGCUUGACGCCAAUGCGGUGGCGAUUCUAGUUGAGCUUCUUAGAAGGAAGGAGGUGGGGUCUGAGGCAACCAGAGAGAAUUGCGUGGCAGCACUCUAUGCAAUGAGUCACGGGAGUAUGAGGUUUAAAGGGUUGGCGAGGGAUGCAAAAGCGGUGGAGGCCUUGAGGGAGGUCGAGGAGAAGGGGACUGAUCGAGCAAGAGAGAAGGCUAGGAGGUUGAUGGAAAUCAUGAGGGGAAGAGAGCAAGACGAGGAAGAGGAUCCUGACGGGUUGGUGCCCUCGGAAUCAGGCGGAUUUACCAGGACUCGAUACCGAUUGGGCGGCUUCGGGUCUGAUGGGAGGAAUUUGUACGGUGCAAACACUGCUGAUUUCUAACCAUUCAUUGCGUCGGUUUCCUUUCCCAAUUCAGGCAUUGUGUAUCUGGUAAGAUUAAGUGGCGGUUGACAGAUUGAGUCUUCAACUGCUGGUGGAAGGAAGGGAAACUUAGUGUUUUUGUUCAUUAAAGCUAAGUUACUAAUUUGCGGAGUGAAAAUGGGUGCCUGACAUUCCACCGAAGAUACCUUGAGGAGGGAAUUUCAGUCUGUUGCCGAAUUUUCGGUCGCUCUGGUUAGGCGAGUUUGUGCAUAUGUAGGUGUGCAUAUUACUUUACCAGCGAGAGAGUGAGUGAUGCUAUUGCUGUGUUGUGUUUUCUACAUCUCUCUUUUGCCACUUCUUUGGCUCAUUUUUUCUGAGUUCUGUAUUCUGGAUGGGGUAUAUAAUUGAUUUUUGGAAGGGCCAUUGGCAAUAAACUAGAUUAGACU